AUUUGUAGUUAUUGUGGUGGGUUUUCUUCGAUUUAGACUUCUCUGAAUUUUUCCGUUUUUGCAUGAAAUUAUUGCUCUUUGGUUUUAGUUAUUUUCUUGGUUAGAAUGGAGAUUUAUGGUUGAUUCUUAGUGGGGGUUUUCUCUUUGGAUUUCAUGGUCAUGAAUUGUUUGUCAAAAUCUAAUUUUAUGGUCAUGGGUUCUUUGCAUGUUUCCAUUUUUACCUGAAUCUUCCUUCAUAUUUAAAUUUUUGAGUUUUUGUUUGACUAAAUGGAGCUUUAUGCCUUAUUUUAAGUGAGGUGUUUUUGUUGGAAUCCAAGUGUCAAUUUUCCAGGUUCAAUUUUAUAUCUAAAUCCAAGUGUUUCAUAUUUGCAACAAUUUUGCCUCUUAUUGUUUUAUUUACUUUUUCUUUUUUUUGUUAGUUUUUGGGAGAUUUCUUUUUAUUAGAUGUAGGUAUAUGUUUUUUUUUUUGGUUUUCUAGUUCCAAUUUUGUUUCAAGAUUAUGACUUGUUUGCUGAAUUUUUCCUUUGAUUCUAGGUAACUAGAUCGUGGGGAGAAUCCAGAAUUUGGAGCUUCAAUCAGUUGGGAGAGUUCUGAAUAGUCAUGGAUGAAGAAGACCGGGCUUUAAGAAAAAACAAAAAAGCAAAAGGCUCAAGUUGGAUCACUUGCCUCGUUGGCAAACCAAAUGUCGUUGAGGGGAACAAAAAGAAAUGUUCAAGCUGAUUGCUCAAAUAGGAAAAAACAGCAUCCAAGGUUAGGAUCCCAAGUGCAAACUCAAGUGCAGCAAGUGCCAAUUCAUUCUUCCUCUCUUGUAGAACAAGUACAACAAGUACCAAGGCAUUCAACCGCUUCUGCAGCACAAACAGUACUAGAACAAGUGCAGCAAGAGUCACUACAUCCUACCCCUUCUACAACACAAGCAGUACAGGAGCAAUUGCAACAAACAUCACAAGAUUCUACACCCAAAGAAGCAAAUGAAGAAUAUGAGGAGCAAGGUAAGAAUCUAUAGAUUGUCAUAGAUUCUACUAACAUUAGUAAUUUGGUAAUCUCUGUGUUGUGAUUAUUGUAGGUCCUUCCACAAAAAAAAAAAAAAAGAGGUAGAACACAAAUGCAAAAUAUACAUGGACGGAAUGAGCGUAAAUUGAUCGUGCUAAAUAAGCACAACUAACCUAUUGGUCCUACUUAAGUGAUCGUAGCAGAGUUAGGUAGCUUCCUUGGCACAUUGGCAAGGAAUUCGACCUUUUGUCCUGUUAACGUAUCAAAUUAGAGGAAACUGAAAACACAUAAAGAUAUGUGGAAAUAUACCAAGGAAAAAUAUAACAUUCCUGAUACUGCACAAGCAUGGGCUUUAACAGCAAUUCAAUCUGCUUGGAGAAAGUAUAAGAAUUGGUUGAAGAAAAAACACUAUGUACCCUAUGCCAAUGACGAACUUCGAAUGGAAAACAGGACUGGAUAUAUUCUACAAUCUCAUUUUAAGGAUCUCCUUGUAUACUGGAACUCCAAAAAAUCUCAGAAAAUGUCCAACAUUAAUGCAGAGAAUCGCAAAAAGUUGAGGUAUCCGCAUACUGUUGGCAAAAAAAGCUUUGCUGUAAUUCGCGAGGAAAAAAAGAAGGAAGGUCCCGAUGUUGUGACGAAUAAGGCCAUCUUUGUGGCUACAAGAAAGAGGAAACCUGGUCGAGUAUACAAGGACUCAUAUGAAGAUACGAUUAGGAAAAUAGUACGAAACUUUUUAAUAUAAAGUUUAUUGAGAUCAUUUGUUUGUUCUUAAAUGUUGGAUCAGUUUGAUAUACUUGAACUCUCUACUCUUGAAUCUGAUUUGUAGGCUGAAAUGGAAAGAAUAGAAACUCAAGAAAGCGAGAAUGGAAGUCAAUCAGUUGAUGCAUUUGCCGCAGUUAUGGGACCUGAUCAUCCGGGCCACGGAAGAUUGUAUGGGCGUAGGGUUACCAAAACUGUCUCGAAAGGGAAAGCGGGAGAUUCUGGACCCUCUUUAAAUGGUACUGAUGAACUGAUGAAGCAAAAAAUGAAGGAGAUGGAAGCGAGGAUGCAAAAAAUGCAGGAAAAAAUCGAUGCACAAACGGAGGUGAUGGAACAAGGUAUUACAAUGAACGUCAUUGCACAACUUCAGCGUCUAAACCCAGACUUAGUACUUGAUCCUAGGAUGCUAAGAUUCAAUUUUCAUUCACGGGGAGAAGCUUCUAGUAGUAACAAUCAAGGUGUUGAAAAUGAAGAAAUGGAAGGUGAUGAUCGGAGUGAAGACUUUUGAGUUGCUGCUGAAACUUUAGUUCUUUUGGGAUGAUCUUUUGCUAGAUGUUUUAGGAAUGAUCUUUUGUUAGAUGUUUUAGGAACGAUCUUUUGCUAUCAAACAAUUUAAAACUUACGCAAACUCUUGAAAGGCAUGUAAGUAAUUAUGCAUAUUUGGAUUUUAACAUUUUGCUUUUAUGGAUAUUACUA
Lycium barbarum (goji berry) is the source of this 2448-nucleotide messenger RNA. RefSeq lists its product as uncharacterized. The transcript has 6 exons. Lineage: Eukaryota; Viridiplantae; Streptophyta; Magnoliopsida; Solanales; Solanaceae. Bases 1289 to 1735 code for a protein of 148 amino acids. The record is from RefSeq and is a predicted model, not a curated record.